Hibiscus syriacus is the source of this 1779-nucleotide messenger RNA. Its product is annotated as probable cysteine protease RD21B. The transcript has 5 exons. Gene Ontology annotation, molecular function: cysteine-type endopeptidase activity. Gene Ontology annotation, cellular component: lysosome. The record is from RefSeq and is a predicted model, not a curated record. NCBI's taxonomy places the organism in Eukaryota, Viridiplantae, Streptophyta, Magnoliopsida, Malvales, Malvaceae. The coding region runs from base 57 to 1457 and encodes 466 amino acids.
UCAUCGCUGCACUUUCUGCUACCCUACACAUUCAAAAUCCUUUUCUCUUUUCAAACAUGGGUUCACUGCUAUCAACUACGGCGAUUCUCUUGCUGAUGAUGUUCAUUUUGUCAUCAGCUCUUGACAUGUCCAUCGUAUCCUACGAUGACGCCCAUCCCGAUCGGUCAAAGUCUAGUUGGAGAACUGACGACGAGGUUAUGACCAUGUACGAGGAGUGGCUUGUACAUCAUGGAAAAGCGUACAACGGUUUGGGAGAGAAGGAGAAGAGGUUCUGGAUUUUUAAGGACAAUCUCAGGUUCAUUGAUGAACAUAACUCGGACGAGAGCCACAGCUUUAAGCUCGGGUUGAAUCGGUUCGCUGAUCUGACCAACGAGGAGUACCGCUCCACGUACUUGGGGGUUAAGAAACCCAACAGAAAAGUUUCCAAGAGGAGUUAUCGUUACGCUUCCCGCGUCGGUGAGGCGUUGCCGGAUUCCGUUGACUGGAGGAAAAAAGGUGCUGUGGCUCCGGUCAAAGAUCAGGGAUCUUGCGGGAGUUGUUGGGCCUUUUCAACAAUUGCUGCAGUGGAAGGGAUAAACCAAAUAGUUACAGCGGAUCUCAUCUCGCUCUCAGAGCAGGAAUUGGUGGAUUGUGAUAGAGGCUACAAUGAAGGGUGUAAUGGAGGGCUCAUGGAUUAUGCCUUUGAGUUCAUCAUCAAUAAUGGUGGCAUUGACACAGAAGAAGAUUACCCUUAUACAGCUCGUGAUGGAAGAUGUGACCCCUCUAGGAAAAAUGCAAAGGUUGUUUCAAUUGAUUCUUAUGAAGAUGUGCCAGCAAAUGACGAGGUAGCAUUGAAAAAGGCAGCCUCAAAUCAACCAAUUAGUGUUGCCAUUGAAGCAGGAGGCAGGGCCUUCCAGUUAUAUCAAUCGGGUGUGUUUGAUGGAAUAUGUGGCACACAAUUGGACCAUGGUGUGACUGUUGUUGGAUAUGGCACUGAGAAUGGUAAAGACUACUGGAUUGUGAAGAACUCAUGGGGUGAAAAUUGGGGUGAGGGAGGUUAUAUCAAGAUGGCAAGAAAUGUGGCCAAUUCUGUAACUGGCAAAUGUGGAAUCGCAAUGGAAGCCUCUUAUCCUAUCAAAACGGGUCCAAAUCCCCCCAAUCCUGGACCCUCUCCUCCAUCUCCUGUAAAGCCUCCUACAGUUUGCGAUAAUUAUUACUCCUGUCCUGAGAGCAAUACCUGCUGUUGUCUAUAUGAGUACUAUGGCUACUGCUUUGCUUGGGGAUGCUGCCCACUUGAGGCUGCCACUUGCUGUGAAGACAACAGCAGCUGCUGCCCUCAUGACUACCCUGUCUGUGACAUAAGGGGAGGCACCUGCUUGAUGAGCAAGGGCAAUCCUUUUGCAGUGAGGGCACUGAAGCGCACCCCUGCUAAACCUUUCUGGGGACAUGGAAUUGCAAUGGAAAUGAACAUUUCUUAAAUAGAAGACCAACAUGGAUUCUAAAGGGAGGAUGAACGAAGCUUGACAUUACUUGAAGUUCUCCGUUUUAACAUAUUGCCAACUUACUUUCAUUUUCAUACCAACAACUGGAUGGCCUAUAGACAUUACUCAGAUGCCAAUUAUGUAUCUAGCUUACAUUGUUUUAUCCAUGUUGUAUUUGGGAACAAUCAGAAUGCUGCUAAUUUCUAUUGGUCCUCUGAAUAUCAUUUCAUCAUUUAGCAAUGGCUUUCAAGAAUUGAUUAUCUGUCAACCCUAUCCGUCUUUUUAGCUGCUUAAUAUGAAUAACCAAAGUUUCUGCCUA